CGUGCUAUCAACAUCAUAGGAAUAACUAAGCGUGUUUAAAUUUUCAAAAAGUGUUCAACGUUUGUAACGAACGACGUAUGUUUUCUUACAAUAUAUAAUUAUCUUUGGAACUAUAAAGAUUUCUUGUUAAUUGAAUUUGUCCGGUUAAUUAUCGCUGCGGUUCGACAUCCGAAAUAGGAGCAACGAUUCUCAAUUUCCCUUACGGAAUUGUAACUGCUCUAUAUUUGUCAUCAAGUAGGGAUCAAUCUUAUGUAGUAGAGAAAUUGCUCUCCCUCCAACAAAACGGAAGUCGCGAUCAUCUUUUUAAUAAUUUUAUGCAAGGAAAACAUUGAACAAUGAAGCUUUUUUUAAUCAUUUUCACAUUGAUGUUAUAUUUCACUAUUACAUAUGGUCAAUCCAGAUAUGAACAUAAAUAUGAACCAUUUGUUGAGAAACCAGGUUCCUGUCCACCACCAUUGCCAGUGUAUAUUUGUAGUCAAUCUUGUUUCUCUGAUUCAUAUUGCUUAGGAAUUGGCAAAUGUUGUCCUACUAAUUGUGGAGGCUUUGUUUGCACAAAACCUGUGACUAUGAGGAAAAUUUCUAAAGAAAAACCAGGUUCUUGCCCAGCAAUACCUAAAGGAAGAUGGAUAUGUUCAUCAACUUGCAGUGUUGACAGUGAUUGCAGAGGAACAAUGAAAUGUUGUAAGAAUCGUUGUGGAGCCAUGGCCUGUCAAAAACCAGAUAUCCAAGAAUCUAUAGACAUCCCAGUUGUUCCAUUGCCAGAAGAUUCUUAUGAUAUUCCCAGAAAUGUAAAUCCCAGAAUUAAUCCAAAUAAUUAUCCUUAUUAUUUUUAUAAUAAUUAAUAAAAAUAAUUGCAAAUUA
Messenger RNA from Apis laboriosa (Himalayan honeybee), 861 nucleotides. Its product is annotated as waprin-Phi1-like. The transcript has 5 exons. Lineage: Eukaryota; Metazoa; Arthropoda; Insecta; Hymenoptera; Apidae. Bases 336 to 842 code for a protein of 168 amino acids. Gene Ontology annotation, molecular function: peptidase inhibitor activity. Gene Ontology annotation, cellular component: extracellular region. The record is from RefSeq and is a predicted model, not a curated record. Gene Ontology annotation, biological process: innate immune response; antibacterial humoral response.